Molecule: messenger RNA, 2217 nt
Organism: Pseudonaja textilis
Lineage: Eukaryota; Metazoa; Chordata; Lepidosauria; Squamata; Elapidae
Source: RefSeq, a predicted model, not a curated record
ACACAUCCCCGGUAACUACCAGCAGAUCCUUGCAUUGAGGUUUGCUGUCUCCCAAGUCAAUAAGGAUUUUCUUCUGCUCCCCAACAUCACCCUUGGCUUCCACAUCUAUGGCCAUUUCCAGAGUGAGAUAUUUAUUUCCUUAAACAGCCUCUCCAUGCUCUCCUCACGAGGCCAAGUGGUUCCAGGUUACAAAUGUGACCAGAAGGACACUCUGCUGUCCGUCAUUGGUGGACUCAAUGCCAAAUCCUCAAGGUUGAUGGCCUCCAUCUUCAGCAUCUUUAAGGUCCCACAGCUUGGUGUUGGCUUUGAGUUCAGUGUAGGAGACAGAAUUGAUUUUCCUUCCUUCUUCUGGAUAAAUCCCAAGGAAUCUUCUCAGGACCACUCUGGGGAUGUCUCAGAAUUCACCCCUUUCCUCCUGUCUUUAGACCCCUUAAACCCACAAGGAGAUGUUUUUCUUCCUCUGUGGUGGGAAACAGUCUUUGGCUGCAAGAUCCACAAACCAGGCAAGACCCCUCCAAUGGGGCGGAAACAAUGUACAGAAAAUGAGAAGGUGCAGAAUCUGCCAAAUUACACUUUUGAAAGGAGCAUGACAGGAGAAAGUUACAAUAUCUACAAUGCUGUUUAUGCUGUGGCACAUGCUUUACAUGCAAUGUAUGGAUCCAGAGCCCAACCAACCAUGAUGAGGUUUGGAAAGCGGAUCUCAAAUGUCCAGUCAUGGCAGAUUCUUGCCUAUUUGAGGAAUGUCCACUUCAACAACAGUGCUGGAGAUGACGUCUCCUUCUCAGUAGAUGGACUGGGAACCGCACGUUAUGAUCUUCUCAAUUGGGUUUUCCUCCCCAAUCAAUCUUUUGUUCCCGUGAAGGUUGGGCAAGUCAAUCCUGAGGCUCCCCCAGGCUGGGAUUUCACCAUUAAGUCUGAUGGAAUCGUCUGGGCCACAAAGACCAUCCCCUUUGCCAGGUGUGGAAAAAACAGGUGCCAGGCAGGAGAGAGGAGAAGAGUUCCAGAGGGCAAGCAGGUUUGCUGCUACCAGUGUGAUGCUUGUCCAGAAGGAACCUUUUCUAAUCAGACAGAUGCAGCUCACUGUGAACCCUGCCCAGAAGACCAAUAUCCCAACAAGGACAAGGACCAAUGCAUUGCCAAGAAGAUCCAUUUCCUUGACUAUCAAGACACCCUGGGAUACAUUUUAGUUUUUCUUGUUCUUUUCCUCUCUGGGAUCACUUCUGCAGUCCUCGUGAUUUUCUAUAAACAUCAUGAUACACCAAUUGUCAAGGCCAACAACCGAGAUCUCACCUACAUCCUCCUGGUCUCCCUCCUGCUCUGCUUCCUCUGCUCAUUCCUCUUCAUUGGUCAACCAGGGAAGCUCACCUGUCUCUUCCAACAAUCUGCCUUUGCCGUUCUCUUCUCCCUUGCAGUUUCCUCUGUGUUGGCAAAGACUGUCAUGGUGGUUCUGGCCUUCAUGGCCACCAAGCCAGGAAACAAGACAAGGAAACUCUUAGGAAAACCUCUGACCAACUCCAUUGUCAUAGCUUGUCCCCUGAUCCAAGCAGUCCUUUGUGCCACCUGGCUGGGAACCUCUCCCCCAUUUCUUAACUUGGACUUCCACUCCUUGAUUGGAGAGACCAUCUUGGAAUGUAAGCAAGGCUCAGCUGUAAUGUUUUAUGGUGUCCUCUCUUACCUAGGACUUUUGGCCUUUGUCAGUUUCACAGUGGCAUUUCUAGCUAGGAAAUUGCCUGAUAGUUUUAAUGAAGCCAAGUUCAUUACUUUUAGCAUGCUGGUCUUUUGCAGUGUUUGGAUCUCCUUCCUCCCCACCUACCUGAGCACCAAAGGGAAAUCCAUGGUGGCUGUGGAGAUCUUCUCGAUUUUGGCCUCUGGAGCUGCUCUCUUGGCUUGUAUCUUUUCCCCCAAAUGCUACAUUAUCCUACUGAGGCCGGAUCUGAAUUGUAGAGAAAAUAUAGUAAGAAAUAAGAAUUUGACAGAAGGUGAUAAGAAAGACUGGGCAAGGGUUAUGUUACAGUUGGUGUUGCUGCUCUUCUGGUUCCUGCCUCCAGCUACAAUGAAGAGACUGCAAACCAUGUGUGUGUUCAGGGAUUAUAUCCCAUUAAAUCAAAGCUACUAUAGGCCUGGUGAUCUCAUUAUUGGUGGAAAUUUGCCAUUGGGAGGCAGUUUGGAUCCUACUGUCCCUCACUUUAAUACAACAAAUCUUCCUUUAAAUAAUGG